AUGAAUCAGUUAUCAGAGGCCGUCGCGACCGCGCAAGCCCAAGCACAGGCUGAGGCUGCCUAUAAUAGGCAGCUGCAGUGUGAGAGCGAGAUUUUGGAGAUGGCAUUUCAAGAUGCCGUGUAUCGCCUGUGUAGACUGAAAGAGCGUUUUGAGGUAAUAUAG
Molecule: messenger RNA, 162 nt
Organism: Haemonchus placei
Lineage: Eukaryota; Metazoa; Nematoda; Chromadorea; Rhabditida; Trichostrongylidae
Source: the annotation of a GenBank genome assembly